CCCGCAGAACAUCCUGCAAACACGUCUCAGAACAAAACUCUGUGCAGUUGCCCCUCACUGCGAGCCGUCGCGCGCAUCGCCUACUGCCCCCGCCGGGAUGGCUCGUUGUUUGACCUCCACAGAAGUCCCGACACUUUAGAAAAAGUCUUCCAGUUUAUUGUUGUAUAGCUCACUCUGCAGCUCGCUUCCCCCGCUGGACUUAUGUGUUCAUGUUUGGGCUCGCGGCGGUGGGACAUCCGGAAUGGGGAAUCCGUAGGAGGAGACGACGCUCGCUGGUCUGCUGUUGGUAAAUAGAGCGCGAACGCACCAAAGCGCGCCGCGCGCAACCCCCACACCGAGACUGCGCACGAGAUGGACUUCAAGAAGACAAAAUUUGGAAGGUUCAUGAACUGCAGGGUCCCAGACAGCAAGAGAUACCAGCCCACUGAAUAUGAACAUGCUGCAAACUGUGCGACACACGGGUUGUGGAUCCUCCCAAGUCUGGUGGGCGGGUCUGUGCUGUACUACCUGUCUGUGGACCGAUGGCACUGUGUGGCUGCCUGGCUCUAUGGGAGCGGUCUCACCGGCCUGUUCGUCACCUCGACGCUCUUCCACACAGCUGCCUGGAAAAUCAGCCACCUCCGGAGGGUGGAGCAGCGUUUCCACAUGUGUGACAGGAUGGCAAUCUACUUCUUCAUAGCUGCCUCCUACUCUCCCUGGUUGAUGCUAAGGGAGCUGGGUCCUUGGGCGUGCCACAUGCGCUGGCUCAUCUGGGUUAUGGCUUGUGUAGGAUCCACGUAUGUCUUCUUUUUCCACGAGAGGUACAAGCUGGUAGAGUUGCUGGGCUACGUGGCCAUGGGGGCUGUUCCUGCUUUGGUCAUCCUGUCUAUGGUGGAGCGUGCAGGUGUGUGUGAACUUGCAAUGGGAGGUGUCUUCUAUGCGGUGGGCGUGGUCUUCUUUAAGAGCGAUGGCCUUGUCCCUUUCGCCCACGCCAUCUGGCAUCUUUUCGUUGCGGCAGGAGCAUCCAUUCAUUAUUACGCCAUCUGGAGGUACCUGUACUUACCUGGGCCACUGCUGCAGACGUCGAGGUGACUAGGCGCUCUCACCUCACAUGGACUACGUCACUGACUGAGAAAAGUGUAUUUUAGCCAUAAGACCACUGACUACAACUAACCUAACUCAUGAGGCUACACCUGGAGAGAUGGUGCUGAAAUGAUCUGACUGUGACAGAUCAGAAGAAAUUCUCCACAGCUGGGGGCCAAAACUCUCGGAUCAAUCCAAUUCUUAGCGUUAAACUAAAAAACAUUACAACAUACUACAAGAUUCAUACCCAGAAUAACAGUGUAACUAUUACCUCAUGGGAGAAGUUUGCACAAAAAGGGCAGCAUACAGUAUGAUGCUCCAGGACGUUUAGAUGACCAGUGCUGCAAGUGUAAAAAUGACAAGUUGCACUUAAAUGUGCGGUUCCAUAUACAGGACUAUUUCUUGGCUAUGAGCAGCUUUAUGCUAAGCUAUGCUAAGCAGACAGCAGAGGUCGCUUCAUAUUUAUAGUAUGGAUAGAUGUAACUCUCACAGAAUGUUGAGCUAUUCCUUAAAUCACACAUCUCUGUAACUAAACUGAUGAUAGUCUUUGACUAUCUGAGGCUCGUAAACUCCACCUGUUCCAUAUUCCAACCAUAAAUGUGCCAAAACUUACCACACAGGUAUUACUUCAUAUUGGUGCUAACCCCUACUUUGAAAUGGUGGAACUCAUUUUGGUUUAAUUUUAAUUUUGCCCAAUUUGCACAUAACAAAAUAUAAAAAUUUAGAGUUGGCACUACAACCUGCAAACAUUUCCCUAAAAAGUUUGUGAUGGGAACUAUUCUUUUUAGCUGUUUUAGUUUUAGGCCAACAUAUUGGAUGUUUCUCUGAGAAUACCCGAGUUUUAAAUUCUAAGUGUGCAACAUCUUUGCUUCCUCUGGUUUCAUAAAACGGAUAUCAGCAAGCUGCAGACAGACAUAAGGUCCCAAUAUAAUAACUUGGUGACACACUGAUGCUCAAACUCAAACCGUCAAAUGUUUAAGAUAACGGACCUCAGUUGAACUGGCCUGUUUGUGAUUCUGUUGUGAUUUACUGUUCAUGAAUCAAUCUCAAAAUCAAGUGUCAUGAUUUACUGUAAUUUGAAAGAUGAGAAGUCUAAUCGACAAAUGCUACUGUGACUUCACAAAUAAUGCAAGGCUAUUUUAAUUAGUUAUCUUGUUUAGAGGACAAGGAUUGCCAGUUCUUUUAAAUAAUGCACUGUUAACCUUGAGCACUUUUCUAUCAGCAGCAGUGAUGUAAAGUAGAAUUUCCUAAAAUGCUCCAAUUAUGACAGAAGACCAGGGCAUGUUACACAUGGAGAUAAUCUAUGCAAAUUAGAAUUUUUACUUUUUUAGUUUUAAUUUUUAUACUUCAAGCACUGUAUGUUUUCCCUAAAGUCUAGUAUUUUAACUGUUUCUGUUUUUACUUUUAGAAAACAGAGUACUUACUCAGGAAGAGAGCAUUUCUUUUAUUCCCCAUCUCUUUUUUUCUUAAAUCAGAUGAUCUAUUUUGUAAAUUUUAUUUUCACUGUAUUAAAGAAGACACACUAUA
Molecule: messenger RNA, 2589 nt
Organism: Micropterus salmoides (largemouth bass)
Lineage: Eukaryota; Metazoa; Chordata; Actinopteri; Centrarchiformes; Centrarchidae
Product: monocyte to macrophage differentiation factor 2-like
Exons: 7
Coding region: 352-1071 (239 amino acids)
Cellular component (GO): membrane
Molecular function (GO): pore-forming activity
Source: RefSeq, a predicted model, not a curated record